CUUUUAUUUUUAUUUCCAGCAGAUCUUUACUCUGUCUGCAAGUUUAUGCUACUUCCAUCACUCUUAUUCCCUCUUUUUUUAAAUAAAAGAAAUAUGUAUUGCCUCACUAAUCAAAUGAAGAUUUGAGUAGUUUUGGGGUUGUAUAUCAAUCAAACAUUACAAAUAUACAAAAGCAAAUGGAAAAAUAUCUUUUUUUUGCUGUUAGUAAAAUUUUGAUUUUUUUUUUUUUUUUUGUGUGUUUUUGCAAAUAUUCUUGGGUUAUUGUAGUUGAAGUGCUUUACUUUACCCACUGUCCACAAGCAUAGAUUCUUUAUGUGCAUUACAAACUAGAGAGACUGGUGGCUGGGUCGUUCAUUUUAUGCAUUGAUGUGCUUUGAUCUGUUGUGGAUUCUUUGCUCACAAAAGAGUGCCCGCUUUUCCUUUUGUCACUUUCUUUAUCUCUUCUUUUCUUGGGUGCCUUUCUCUUUCUUAUAAUUUUUUGAAGGUCUCAAGCAGUGCUCAAAUUGUGUAAGCAGUGCUCUUCUCAAUCAUUGCAACAAGUGGUCUGCACAGUAUAGUCAUUUUUGUGGAAAAAUAAAAUGAACUUCAAUAGCUCCACUAUGGGUUCUGGUAGUAGAACUACUAGAAGAACAUUUGAGUUUGGAAGGACCCAUGUGGUCAGGCCAAAAGGGAAGCAUCAGGCCACUAUAGUUUGGCUACAUGGCCUUGGUGACAAAGGUUCAAGCUGGUCCCAGAUCUUGGAGACCUUGCCUCUUCCAAAUAUCAAAUGGAUUUGCCCAACAGCUCCUACUCGACCUGUAGCAUUACUUGGUGGAUUUCCAUGCACUGCUUGGUUUGAUGUAGGAGAGAUUUCAGAAGACACUCCUGAUGAUUUGGAAGGUUUGGAUGCUUCGGCAGCUCAUGUUGCAAAUCUGUUAUCAACAGAGCCUGCCAACAUCAAACUCGGUGUUGGAGGCUUCAGUAUGGGUGCUGCAGUAGCUGUCUACUCUGCAACAUGUCGGGUUUUAGGGCAAUAUGGGAAUGGGAACCCAUACCAAGUCACUCUAAGUGCAAUUGUUGGACUAAGUGGCUGGCUUCCAUGUUCAAGGACCUUGAUGAACCAAAUGGAACGAUCACAUGAGGCUGCAAGGCGCGCAGCAACCUUGCCUAUUUUGCUCUGUCAUGGAUUAGGUGAUGAUGUGGUUGCGUAUAAACAUGGAGAGAAAUCUGCACAGACCUUAAGUGCAGCAGGAUUUCGGAAUCUUACAUUUAGAACCUAUAAUGGGCUUGGCCACUACACCAUCCCUGAAGAGACCGAUGAAGUUUGUAAUUGGCUAACUGCAAGGUUGAUGCUUGACGGGUCCAGGUCGUAAUUGCGGGAAAGCUGGUGAGGAAGCAUAUUAAGGAAUAGAAAAGGCAGUAUAGAGUGGGUGUUGGUAUGGGGUAUAUGGUAUAGCACAAAUCUGUCCUUCCACUUAUUAUUCCCUGUUGAUCUCUCUCUCUUUUUUUUUUUUCUUUCCUCCCUAAAAUAAAUCUUUUAGUAUUGGCUCAAGUCUGGUAUUUGUUUAGUUGGCUACUUGGAGAAGGUAUUGGUUUUCCCCUUUUCUCUCUAUUUUUAAUUUCUAGGGUUUGGGUUAGUUAACGCUCUCUACGGAGAGUUUUGGUGUUUGGGAGAUGAUGUAAUUGAGAAUAUUUUCCUUUCUUUAAGGUUGCUGAAGAUUGGAUGUCUUUUUAAGUGCAUUAGUAGAAUGCUGGAUGCUGGUGGAUUCGUUUCACAUCC
Molecule: messenger RNA, 1759 nt
Organism: Vitis riparia (riverbank grape)
Lineage: Eukaryota; Viridiplantae; Streptophyta; Magnoliopsida; Vitales; Vitaceae
Product: acyl-protein thioesterase 2-like
Exons: 10
Coding region: 579-1352 (257 amino acids)
Molecular function (GO): hydrolase activity
Source: RefSeq, a predicted model, not a curated record